Drosophila kikkawai is the source of this 1607-nucleotide messenger RNA. RefSeq names its product 32 kDa beta-galactoside-binding lectin. The record is from RefSeq and is a predicted model, not a curated record. Gene Ontology annotation, molecular function: carbohydrate binding; galactoside binding. NCBI's taxonomy places the organism in Eukaryota, Metazoa, Arthropoda, Insecta, Diptera, Drosophilidae.
AGACGAGCAGCCAAGUGCCAAGUCGAGUUAAGCCUGAAGACUUGGACCCAAUUCGAUCAGGUGCAAGCGACAGAAAAAAAACUAACAGCCAAAGGAAACAUAGACAAACAGAGAGGCCACGUACUUGUUCGUGGGAGUACAGUAGGAGCAGCUUAUGGGGGAAUUUUAAAUAUAUAUUGUAGGAGGUAGUUUUUAGUUGUAAUAUUCUUAAAAGAAAAGGUCUAUACACUCUUGGGUUGAGUUAAAGCACCUUUAGCCUUAGGGUUAAGACAGUUUUAACUUGAGCUACAAUACAUCUGAGAGGUUUUCUCAAAAACCAGGAUCAGGGUAAUAUAUUUAAGGGUCCUGAAGUGGAGCCAAGCUUAUACUCCUUGGAAUGAUCCAUGGUUAACAGUGCAAUAAAGAUGAAACUCUUUUUUUAAGAAGCACCGUUCCUAUUCAGUUAUAAAUACCUUUAUAUAUGACUCCUUCACCCGCCUUCAAUGACCCGACCUUUCACUGUACUGAGGAUGAGUGGAGGAACCCUGAGGAGAUGUCAUUGGAUUGGACGUGGACGUAAGCGAAAGGUGUAGACGCAGACAGAGACGGAGACAGAACUUCAGCGAAUAUGCCAAGAAUAUCCCUUGACCUCACCGACAAUGUCAAUGCGCAGAACGAGAGUGAGACGGUGUUUCUCAAGAUCGAGGCCAAUUUCCGUGAGGGCCAGAUCAUACGCAGCAUGUUCCAGCCGGGCGAGGGCUGGCAGCAGGAGGAGAUCAGCAAGAACUGGAAGUGCGACGGUCCCAAGAAUCCCCUCCAGCCGGGCCAGACCUUCACCUUCCGUGUGGCCGUGCUGCAGCGCUGCUUCGAAAUCUAUGUGAAUGACCAGUUGUAUGGCUCCUUUGAGUUUGUCAAGUUCCCCAAGCAAAUCAAUUUUGUGCGGUUGUACGGGGACUUUGAGAAGAUCACCCAGUUCCAUCAUCGCAUGCUCUUUCCGCUUGUCUUUCCGCGCACCCUGAUGUGCCCGGAUCGGGUUGCCUUCCAGAGUGACGUGCCCCGGAGAUAUGAGACGGGCACUGUGGUGGCCAUGGAGUGCAUAGCCAAGGGUCCGCCCACCACGGAGUUUUCCAUUUGCUUCCAGUGCAACGACACUGGGCGCACAGUGCUUCGGUUCCAUGUGAACUUUGACAGGACCACGGUUUCACGUAGUUAUCAGCGGGAUGAUAACAGCUUUGCCCCCGAUGACGAGGAAACCGAGGGGGAAUUCCCCUUUGUGCGCGGCAAACUCUUCAAGAUCGCCUUUGGUCUGGGGGAUCGCGCCUUCCUGAUCGCCGUGAAUGGUCAGUACUUCACCUACUACAAUUUCCCGGGACGUCCCUUUUCCAUUUCGACGCUCAAGUGCUUCACCAACGAUGUGGGUGACUUUGCUGUGAGGAAUCUGGAAUACCACUCCGACUCGCCGCUACUGUCACGCGUGGAGAAGCUGUCCAUAAUCUAGAUAAGAUAUGGGACAAAUGGGUUCAUCUCGUAGCGUUUGCUCUUUGUUCAAUCGUUGUCUUUGAUCAGUACCAGUAUCCUUUAAGCACCAGUUAACUUUUCCUUGUGAGCAUCGAAAAUAAAGCUUAAAA